GCUACUGCUGGCUAGCUUUUGCCUUUGCGUUAGUUAACGUCAUAUUGAUAAUGUCAGCCCAAAGUGUGCAAGUGAUGUUUUAUCAGUGAAAACAUAUUGUGUGGUACUCAACAACAGACUUCAAAUUAGUUCCCCCUUUAGGAAGUUUUAUAAACUGUCUAGGUGUUAUUUUGUAAAUCAAUCUGGCACUUGCGCUUUCUUAUCGUCUGAUUUGAAGUAGGACUAGCCUACAUGACAACUGAUCGCUUGUAGAAGGAGGACAAAUUGAAGACAUCAGUGUGUAAUAAAUAUAGGCCUAUUAAUUUCCAAAGAAACAUUAUAACCAAUCACCGCAGACAAUCUUCGAGCUCUAAGCAGGCUAGGCAUUUGAAGCCUAAGCCCUUAAAAACUAAAUGAUAUCCCUCAUCGGCCUUGGUGACCACCCUUCUGUGUCCAUACAUUGAAUCAUGUCAAAAAAUAAAUUAAACCUCACAUUACCUCCGGGAUCAGUUGAUACAGUUAAUGUUGUUUCACCUUCUGCAACAGUAGCUAUUGAUACCGAGUAAGUAGUUAUCUUUGUAUAGUAACAGACUAAUAAAAUUAAAUUGUGUCCUGGUAAUGGAAUAAGGUUAACAGAAUUUUUUGUCAAGUACGUAGUGUAGUGUCAGAUAUUGAGAAUCAGUUAAAGCUAGGCCAUUCAAGCCUAAGCCUGACGGACUUAGAUGAUUUCCCUCAGCGCCUAUGGUGUCCACCCUCCUGUGAUGAUUUAUUGAAUCAUGCCAAAAAAUAAAUUAAACCUGACAUUACCUCCGGGAUCGAUUGAGCAAGUUGACGUUGUAUCACCUUCUGCAUCAGUUGCUAUUGAUAUGGAGAAGCAGAAUAAUGAACCAGUGUCAGCCGGUGCUAAAAGAUGGUCACCCCGUGGCAAGCCUCAGUUGAAUCUGACGCCACGAAACACCGCCUUUAGUGAGUCCGUAUCGGUCAAGCCACCACCAAUAAAUAGGCACAGUUCUCUCUGUGGCAAAUCAAGCAUCGAGAUACUCCAGGAGCGACUAGAGGAGCUGGGGAUGGACGAUACACAGAGGAAGAGGAUGGAGUUCUUCCUCUGUCAGAAGGAGAAGAUCGGAGAGUUGACGGACGACGACCUGGAGAAGCUGGGGGAGUUGGGUGCCGGCAACGGAGGAGUAGUGAUGAAAGUGCGGCACAUACCUAGCGGACUCAUAAUGGCUAGGAAAUUAAUUCAUCUGGAGGUAAAGCCAGCAAUCAAAAAACAGAUCAUCCGAGAGCUGAAAGUGCUUCACGAGUGCAAUUUCGCUCACAUAGUAGGAUUUUAUGGAGCAUUUUACAGUGAUGGAGAAAUCAGUAUCUGUAUGGAAUACAUGGACGGAGGUUCACUAGAUCUAAUAUUGAAGAAAGCUGGACGAAUUCCUGAGAAUAUUUUGGGGACUAUUACAUCGGCGGUGUUGAAAGGCCUCAGCUACUUGAGGGACAAGCAUGCGAUCAUGCACAGAGAUGUCAAACCUAGCAACAUUCUGGUCAACAGCGCUGGCGAGAUUAAAAUUUGUGAUUUUGGUGUUUCGGGUCAACUUAUCGACUCGAUGGCCAACAGUUUUGUAGGAACACGGUCGUACAUGUCGCCAGAGAGACUACAAGGCACACACUACUCAGUACAGAGUGACAUCUGGUCUCUAGGACUGUCUCUGGUAGAGAUGGCCAUUGGCAUGUAUCCCAUUCCUCCUCCGGACGCCAAGACUCUGGCGGCCAUCUUUGGACCUAACAGCAACAGAGAGGGUGACCCUUCGUCACAAGCAAAUGGAAACGGGCCCCGCCCCAUGGCCAUUUUUGAGUUGUUGGACUACAUUGUCAAUGAACCUCCUCCCAAGCUGCCUUCAGGGAUUUUCUCUGACGAGUUCAAAGACUUUGUAGAUCGGUGUUUGAAGAAAAACCCUGCGGAGCGGGCAGAUCUUAAAACCUUAAUGAACCACGAAUGGAUAAGACGAGCUGAAAGUGAUGACAACGACAUUGCUGGUUGGGUGUGCAAAACAAUGGGUUUGACUCCUACCACUCCCACGCGUACCAACCCUCCUUCUUGAAUCACUACAGCUUAGACUUCUCAGUUGGACCCCAACCUGGCAUUAUAAACCUAAAUAUUUCAUUUUGAAAACUUACUAGAGUAAUUCAACGGACAAGUCAUUAAUAAUUUCUUCUAAUCUUAGAUCACUUGAUGUGACGUUUUGUUAAUGAGUAAACAUGUUCCAAAAUAUAAUUCUGCAAAGGAAAA
Molecule: messenger RNA, 2260 nt
Organism: Macrosteles quadrilineatus (aster leafhopper)
Lineage: Eukaryota; Metazoa; Arthropoda; Insecta; Hemiptera; Cicadellidae
Product: dual specificity mitogen-activated protein kinase kinase dSOR1-like
Exons: 10
Coding region: 756-2072 (438 amino acids)
Biological process (GO): protein phosphorylation
Molecular function (GO): protein kinase activity; ATP binding
Source: RefSeq, a predicted model, not a curated record